Messenger RNA from Pectinophora gossypiella (pink bollworm), 3395 nucleotides. RefSeq names its product leucine carboxyl methyltransferase 1. Bases 296 to 1255 code for a protein of 319 amino acids. The record is from RefSeq and is a predicted model, not a curated record. Gene Ontology annotation, biological process: C-terminal protein methylation. Lineage: Eukaryota; Metazoa; Arthropoda; Insecta; Lepidoptera; Gelechiidae. Gene Ontology annotation, cellular component: cytosol. The transcript is spliced from 3 exons. Gene Ontology annotation, molecular function: protein C-terminal leucine carboxyl O-methyltransferase activity.
UAGAGUAAGAGGAAUAGCAGGGCAUACAUAGCACAGACAAGACAACAGAACAGAUUAUUAUUAGUUAUCUGUUUGCCUACCUACUCCUUCUGCUGUCUGUGCUACGAAAAUAAAAUUGUGAUAAUUUUUGUUUCUUGAUUAGCUAUUGCAGUAAAAAUAAAUAACUUCAUACAACCGCUAUGUAUGUGGUAAAUUGCCUAUUGUUUUAAGAAUACAUUGGUGUCGUCGAGUUUAGCAAGCGUUCCUGCCAAAGGCUCUGUCUUUUGCGGCCCGCUAGUCGCUUUAGCAAGUAGAGAUGGACAACAUUAUGUGGACCGCCGAAGAUGAGGCUAUCAUUGCUACCAAUACGGAUGCAACCGAGUGCAAGCGUUGCGCCGUAGAGCUUGGCUACUGGAAAGAUGAUUAUAUCGGCUUCUUUGCCAAGCGCGCCGAGCGCAAGGCGCCGGAGAUUAACCGCGGCUACUACGCGCGAGUAAAGGGCAUGGAAAUGUUCAUCCAUCAGUUUUUAGAGCGCUGUGGCACUAAGUGUCAAAUCAUCAACUUGGGCUGCGGCUUCGACACGCUGUACUGGAGGCUCGAGGACGCGACGCGCGCCGGCAUCAACUUCAUCGAGCUCGACUUCCCCACCGUCACCGCCAAGAAGUGCCACAUCAUCAAGCGCAACAAACAGCUGCUGGAGAAGAUCACCCGAGAAGACGGCGAGGUGGCGCUGGGCGCCGGCGGCGGCGAGCUGCACGCGGACGGCUACCACCUGGUGGGCUGCGACCUGCGCUCGCUGGGCGACGUGCGGCGGGCGCUGGCCGCGGCCCGGGCGGCGCCCGACGCGCCCACGCUGGCGCUGGCCGAGUGCGUGCUGGUGUACCUGCGGCCCGAGCCGGCGCGGGCGCUGCUGGCGCACCUGGCCGCGGCCUUCCCGCGCCUGGCGCUGCUGGUGUACGAGCAGUGCAGCCUGGACGACACGUUCGGCGAGGUGAUGGCGCGCAACCUGGCGGCCCGCGGCUGCGCGCUGGCGGGCGACUGGCAGCGGGCGGCGCCGGCCGAGCAGGCGGCGCGGCUGCGGGCGCUGGGCUUCGACGCGGCCCGCGCCUGGGACAUGGGCGCCGUGUGGCGCGCGCUGCCCGACGACGACCGCGCGCGCGUGGAGCGCCUGGAGAUGCUGGACGAGCGCGAGCUGCUGCAGCAGCUGCACGCGCACUACGCGCUCACCGUGGCCACCCGCGGCGACCUGUUCGCCGACAUGGACCUCAACGCGUAGGCCCCCGCACCACGGGCCCUGACCCGCCCUCCGACCGAACGAAUCGACUCGACCGUGUAGCGACUAUAUUCAUUGUUGACGUAAAUAUGGUUUCGGUACGCUUUUAUCUUUAAAAUCGGUUUACUAAUUUUAAGAUUAGAUUCGAAAACUGUAUAUAGUUACGUGUAUAAGCGGUUAAAAAUGGAAAGUGAGAUAAAUUGUUAUCAAAAUAAAUACGAUCAAUAUUCAAGGGCUACUUUAUCAUAAAAACAUUUAUUUUAAUUCUGAUCAUUUUUACCUACUCAUUUCACUUCACAGCCAAGAGGGGCGCCAAAUAUUCGGUAAAAGUUUCAGUGUCGCAUAUAAAUAUAAUGAAUUAUGAAGUAUACAUUUCCACUUAGGCCACAUCUUCCCUUACCUUCAGGUGAGAUUGUGGACGCAAACCUAUUUUCAAUAAAAAAAUGUUAUAUGAUAUGAAUAGAUAACUAGUUACUUUGGUUACUUCCUCAGGAUUCACAACAGACGUCCCGAGAAGUCGAAUAGUUCGGCCGAAUUUUCGAUUAAUUCACUAUUCGGCACAUCUUUAAUAACAUCGUAGUUUGCAAGAAAUUGUACAAGAAUACAGCUUCGAAAAACCGGUUCUAACGUCUUAUUACUAAUCACUCUCUUUCGUGUGUCUUCUCAGAAUACUGAGUCAAAUAUUUGUCUAAAUGCAACUUUUAUUUUAUUAAUUUUUAGGUAUGAUAUGAACGGUCUAUUGAUAAUGUUGCCACAAUGCCAAUGUCUGUACAGACGAUUUUUUUUGUUGACGUGUUUUUAUUUUCGUUAAGUAUUGGUAGGAUUGCAUUGCUGUAUACAAACAAAGAUAACUUUCUACUAAUGCCACUAUUAUAUUUUUUAUCCUUCUGGUGAUACUUAUCUGUGAUUUUCCGCGAAAAAAAAACAUCAUUAAAUACGUCGUAUUAUUUUAACUUAAAUACUGAAAACUACUACUUCAAUACUGACUAGAGUUUCGUGGAGAUAUAAUAGGUAAAUGGAGCAUAUCAGAAAACGAAUGCUGUUGAUCGUUGCUGUAUGAUUGAUAUUUCUGAGAUAUUAACAUGUGACACAGCAGAUAUUUCCAUAAAACGUAGAUAGUAGAAACUUUUGACUCUCAAUUUUGAAAUAGGCUACUAACUGGACACGUUAAGACGUUCAGUACCGAAUCGAUCGACUUCGAAAUCAAUUCAACCUGUGUUCAUUGAGGCACUUUCAAAACAUUGGAAUGAUCACAUGCUCAAGAUUGAUGGAAAUCAUUGUCUGAUAGUGUUAACAAAGAAUGGUUAUUCCAUUUAACUUGACCAGAAAUUAAAUUAAAAAUAAUGAAGCACAUUAAAUGUUUACUAAGACAUUUUGUUUUUGAAAGAAAUUUUGUUUUCAAUAUCAAACUACUAUAUAUUUAGUCCACGUUAAGUUAAGAUUAUUUUAUCACUCAUUCCAAUGAGGGACUUUCCAGGCCACAUAUAUAUAUGGCGCUGUCCAAAUUUGCCUUCCUUCUAGUUUCAUCGAUUACAGACAUACCUAUGCAUCUUAUAUUUCUUCGUUUUUGGGUAUACAUGAUGACCCUUUAUUACACCCAGGCACAACACAUCUUUCACCCAUUCUGAUCAAAAUAAAGAGAAACAAUAUAGGUAGCAACAUAAUUCUAUACAUAUCUGAUCAAGAUUUCCGAAAGGAUAUGCUUCUGCCAUUACAUUAUAUUUUUGAAUAAUUGAGUACCCGAGCAAAUUACCACGUUAAAUCUGGACAGCGCCACCUAGCGCGCCUUUUUUUUUUGGGCAACGUAUCCUGGAAUGUCCGUCAUUAUUGAAAGUGCCUCCCUUUGAUAUAAUCAAACAAAAGUGCCUCUUUACCUUACACACAGGUCGAAGACGAUCGAUUCGGUACCGAAAGCUUGAAUACGAGCUCUGUUAAAUAAUCAUUAUGAGAUUGUGUGAAAAGUACCUAUAGUUAAGUAAUUAGAAAGCUGUAAUGAUUUGUUGUACUAUCACAUUUAUUACGAUUAAUGUAGUGACACUAUCUGUAUUUAUUGUGAACAUUGUACUUGAAAAUAUUUUAUGAAUGUUUAAUUUACGUUUAUAUUUGUUGUGAUUUAUUUAGUAAAAAAUAUUUUGUGAAUAUA